Molecule: messenger RNA, 4216 nt
Organism: Hemicordylus capensis (graceful crag lizard)
Lineage: Eukaryota; Metazoa; Chordata; Lepidosauria; Squamata; Cordylidae
Gene: KIRREL2
Product: kirre like nephrin family adhesion molecule 2
Exons: 16
Coding region: 450-2783 (777 amino acids)
Biological process (GO): cell-cell adhesion
Cellular component (GO): cell-cell junction
Molecular function (GO): cell adhesion molecule binding
Source: RefSeq, a predicted model, not a curated record
UCCUCCUUUUCUUAAUGAGUGCAGCCUCCCAGGCAGCCAAUCCAAAGCCGGGGUGGGCGUGGCCACGCGCUGCCCUGCUGAAUGAGCCGGAGCUCCCUGGAGGUGAAGCGCUCCAGUGUGGAAGCGCUGCGCGGAGUAAGCUCGGGCGAGCGCGGAAAGUGGCCGGCGCCGGGAUCAUCUCGCUCGCGAUCGGAAAACCCCCUCCUCUUCCUCCUCCUUUGCUUUAAGCCUCCCCCGCCACACCGUCCUAGCAGCCAAGGUCAGGGGACAACCCGAGCACACACCCACAAAACCCCCAAGAACCUCCCGCUGCUGGAAUUCACUACCUUGCUGUGGAAUUCGAGGCGGGCGUGGGGAGGAGAGGCUCCUGCAGCCAGAGCCGCCCCGCUGGAGCGCUUCCGCGUCCCCACCCAUCACAAACAAACACACACAAAAGCCCAGAGCCCUCCAUGCCCCCCACCAUGAAGACGGCGCUUCUGCUGACCUGGACGGUCUCCCUGAGUUACUUUGCAGAGCCAGGAUUGGCAGCCUAUUUCUUCCAGCAGCCCAUGGACCAGGUGAUUGUGUCUGGACAGUCAGUGACGCUGGCCUGCGUAGUUAUGGGCUACCGGGGCAUGGUUCAGUGGACCAAAGACGGGCUGGCCUUGGGGGGAGAAAGAGACCUGCCUGGCUGGUCCCGCUACUCCAUUGUCGGAGAUGCCUCCGCCGGGCAGCACAACCUCCGGAUAGACUAUGCCGAGCUGGAUGAUGAUGCUGUAUACGAAUGCCAGGCCACGCAGGCAGCUUUGCGAUCCCAGCGGGCCAAGCUCACCGUCCUCAUCCCUCCCAAUGACCCUGAGAUCCAAAAUGGCCCAAUCGUGCACGUGAUCUCCAACAUUCCCUACAACCUGUCAUGUCGUGCUGGGGGGGCCAAGCCAGCUGCUGAGAUCAGCUGGUAUCGUGACAGGCAGCGGCAGGAUUCUGCAGUGUACUCCAAGGCACUUAUGGACGAUGGCAAACGGGAGGUGGCUGUCAGCACCCUUCUCUUGACCCCCAGCAGCAGAGAUAUGGGCAGCUCCUUCACUUGCCGUGUCAGCAACCCAGCGGCCCCUGCAGGCAAGCAGACCACAGUCACCCUCAAUGUGCAAUAUCCACCAGUCGUAAUGCUGUCGGUGCAGCCACAAACCGUCCCGGAAGGUGGCAAAGUGAGCUUCCUCUGCACAGCAACCUCCAACCCUGAAGUGACAGGGUACAGGUGGGCCAAAGGAGGCGUUCCCAUUCCGGAGGCCAAUGGCGACAGCUACGAAGCGACGGUUGAUCAAUCGUUCUUCACGGAGCCCGUGUCAUGCGAGGUGUCAAAUGCUGUGGGCAGCACCAAUGUUAGCACUCUGGUGGAUGUGCAUUUCGGACCCCGCCUCAUUUCCCAGCCCAAGCCCCUGACUGUUGACGUUGGCGCUGAUGCCUCCUUCACCUGUACCUGGACUGGGAAUCCACCUCUCACCCUGGCUUGGACCAAGAAGGGAUCUAGUGUGGUGCUUAGCAAUGGAAACACUCUGCACCUUAAGGCAGUGACGCAGGAGGACGCCGGCAUCUACAUGUGCAAGGCCAUUGUGCCACGCAUUGGGGUUGCCGAGAAGGAGGUGGCGCUAGCAGUGAACGGUCCUCCCAUUAUAGUCGCAGAGCCAAGCCAGCAGACCACGGUGGGCGCCAAGGCGAGGCUGGAGUGCUUGGUAGGGAGCGUCCCACCCCCCGACAGGAUCGCCUGGGCGUGGGGUGAGCAGGUGCUGGACGCUGGUUCCCUGGAUCGCUUCACGGUGGACACAGUCGUGACGGACCAAGGGGUGCUCUCGGCUCUGCUGAUUGACCCCACCCACGAUGCCGACUUCGCCCUGCCCUACAACUGCACAGCUUGGAACCGCUUUGGCGCACGCUCUGCCGCGGUCAGCUUGCACCGACAAGCAGAGGUCCUGUCUGUCCUGAUCCUGGGGGCCUUGGCUGCCUCCGGAGUAGCUGCUCUCCUGCUCCUGGUUGUCAUCGUUUCUUUCUGCUACCGGCGUAAGCGCUGCGGGAAAGCCAAGCGGGGAACGCAGCUCUCCAAGGCGGACAUCCUGGUGCAGAUCACGACGAGCGAGAGCAGUCCCAGCCGGCCGAGUGAGACAGAAGACGACGGCAAGGAGCCCAUGUGGCCAGCCAGAUGCCUCUUGGAAGCCUCCAAGCCAAGGCAUGACGGCAACAGCCCUCCCCCGUUGUAUGUCCCAAGCGUCUGGUAUUUGCAGGCUACCAGUAGUGAGUCACCAGCUACAUCCCACACAGAGCACAGUGAGAUCCUGGAAGAUGAUGAGGGGAGCCAGGAACUGAAGGACCCCACCAACGGCUACUACAAGGUCCGCGCCCACGAGGAACCGUGCUUGGGGAGCAGCUUCUCGGAGUAUACACCAGCCCCCCGGCCUCUGUUUGGGGCGUCUUCCCUGUACCCUUCCGCUGGGCCGGUGCAGCCCAAGCUGUACGAAUAUGCUCACCGCUACACCCUGGGCACUCCCGGCUCCCGCUCGGCCUACGACCCCCACGAACGGCUUUUCCCUCAGGAAAGCAUGUACAGCGGGACUGCGUACCUCACCGCCCCCUACAGCCGGGCUUUCACCAGCUACGUCAAACCGAGUAGCUACGAAAAGGCCGAGAGUGGCUACGAGCCGUCGGACCAGGCCAGCAAGGCUUCGGGCUGUUCACGUUUCUCCUAUACCUCCUUGUCUCAGCAGUCUGACUACGGGCGCCCUGCUCACCAACGCAUGCAGACCCAUGUAUGACCCGUGCCUGGCUCCUGCCAGACUCCAAUCACCUUCAGAGGGAAAGAAAAGGGAAUGGAUGCUCCCUGUGGCUAACUGACUCAGAAUGUGGCCAGGUGGCCGGCUUGGGGUCCAACACCUGGCCUUGAGGACACACCACUCUCCUCGUCGGGGGAAGAUGGCAGGUAGCUGGCUCUGCGGCCUACCAUUGUGCCCAAGAUGGCCGACAGCCUGCUUGACAUCUUCAACCGGAGCCAGGCCUCUCUCGCUUCUGGGCUGUGAGGACUCCGAUACGGGCCUCCUUCAUGGCAGGACAUGGAAAGUGGCCCAAAGACACACCUCUGCUGAUACUGGGAAUGGACUUUUGUGACUCAAGGGCAGCCUUGGCCUAUAAGGAUCCAGAUUCAAAAUGGCGGCUGUCGCUGGUUGUCAGUCAGAAGGUACUUGCAGGAAAAGCCAUUGGGUUCAUAAUGGUGCACAAAAUGAUGCUCUAGUGUGGCCUCGGCAAUGGGACAAUAGGACCCUCAGCUGCCAAACAGAGUUGCCUGGCGGUGGCCUCCUGCCAUGAAGGCAAAGACUCCAGAUGCUACUGCAGACGCAUGAUCCUGGGAAAUCCCCUAAGCAUGGGCAUUACUGCUUGCAUUUCAGUUUUACUGGCUUGAUACUGUGGCUCAGUGAUUCUCUUUCCCCCCGCCCCAGUCCCCUUUAGCAGGGGUGCCUCUGAAUGAAUACAAAAUGCAACUAGAUCUCUCCCCACCCCACUUAAUAAAAUCUGGCUCAUUGCUUUUUAUUGAAGAGGGACCUGCAAUAAAGCAGCCUGUCCAGAGGGUGGCAGUAGCGUUCAACAUUUUACGCCACUGAGGACCUGAAAGGAGACUCCAGGAAGCUUUCUACAUAGGGCUAUUGAAGCCCUUUAAUUCGCAUCUCCUCCAGAAUGGAGCGGGUGCAUUCACAUAAUGGCUAGAUUUACCCCGAAGUCCCUGCGAAUUAUCCAGGAGCAGUUCACACAUGAUUCGGGUUUUUCACUGCAAGUUAGAGUGUAGCCCGAUUUAUAUUCAGGGUUUUUAAAAAAAAAUCACUAUUUGUGGCGGUUUUCUGAGACAACUUUGAGUUUGCAGAAAAGCCUCCCUGGAAACUCACAGUAAAACCUGCUGUGCAUAAAAGUCCCUGAGGAGUGCAAAUUGCAGUGAUAGGAUUGGUUAACGAUUAAAAUCCAAUAAAGAAGCCAAGGGCGGACCAUGGACAGAAGCAGAAAGCCAAAAGCCAAUGGGAUUUGUUGAUUUUGUUGCUUUUUUAAAAAAAUAAUAAUAAUAAGUUAUUCCUUGUUAUAACGUUUGCCUUAAGUGUAUUUCCCUGCUGUGGAUGUUUUGACUAUUUGGUUUGGUUUGUUCUUUCCAGAAUGUUUGUUUUUAUUUUGCAUUUUUUUAAAAAUGGGAUUUUUCAUUGCCACACUA